Oryctolagus cuniculus (rabbit) is the source of this 2633-nucleotide messenger RNA. It is a transcript of the gene KLHL17, whose product is annotated as kelch like family member 17. The record is from RefSeq and is a predicted model, not a curated record. NCBI's taxonomy places the organism in Eukaryota, Metazoa, Chordata, Mammalia, Lagomorpha, Leporidae. Gene Ontology annotation, molecular function: protein binding.
GGGCGCUCGGGCGGCGGCGGCGGCGGCGGCGGCGGGCGACGCGGGGCCGGCAGCCCUCCGGCCGGCGGUGCCUCUCAGCGCGCGUCCUCCGCGGUCCGGCGGCCGAAUCCAUGCAGCCGCGCAGCGAGCGCCCGGCCGGCAGGACGCAGAGUCCGGAGCACGGCAGCCCAGGGCCCGCGCCCGAGGCGCCGCCGCCCCCGCCGCCCCCGCCGCCGGCCCCCGAGGCGGAGCGCGCGCGGCCCCGGCAGCCCCGGCCCGCCGCCCCCAUGGAGGGCCACAGCGUCGCGCACAACUCCAAGCGCCACUACCACGACGCCUUCGUCGCCAUGAGCCGCAUGCGGCAGCGCGGGCUGCUGUGCGACGUGGUGCUGCGCGUGGCGGCCACAGAGAUCCGCGCGCACAAGGUGGUGCUGGCCUCGUGCAGCCCCUACUUCCACGCCAUGUUCACGAACGAGAUGAGCGAGAGCCGCCAGACGCACGUGACGCUGCACGACAUCGACCCGCAGGCGCUGGACCAGCUGGUGCAGUUCGCCUACACGGCCGAGAUCGUGGUGGGCGAGGGCAACGUGCAGACGCUGCUGCCGGCCGCCAGCCUUCUGCAGCUCAACGGCGUGCGGGACGCCUGCUGCAAGUUCCUGCUGAGCCAGCUGGACCCCUCCAACUGCCUGGGCAUCCGGGGCUUCGCGGAUGCGCACGCCUGCGGCGAGCUGCUGCGCGCGGCCCACAGCUACGUGCUGCAGCACUUCGCCGACGUGGCCAAGACGGAGGAGUUCAUGCUGCUGCCCCUGAAACAGGUGCUGGAGCUGGUCUCCAGCGACAGCCUGAACGUGCCCUCGGAGGAGGACGUGUACCGCGCUGUGCUGAGCUGGGUGAAGCACGACGUGGACGCGAGGCGGCAGCACGUGCCCCGGCUGAUGAAGUGUGUGCGGCUGCCCCUGCUGAGCCGAGACUUCCUGCUGGGCCACGUGGACGCUGAGAGCCUGGUGAGGCACCACCCCGACUGCAAGGACCUGAUCAUCGAGGCCCUCAAGUUCCACCUGCUGCCCGAGCAGAGGGGUGUCCUGGGCACCAGCCGGACACGGCCCCGGCGCUGUGAGGGCGCUGGGCCUGUGCUCUUUGCUGUGGGAGGUGGAAGCCUGUUUGCCAUCCACGGGGACUGUGAGGCCUACGACACUCGCACUGACCGCUGGCACGUGGUAGCCUCCAUGUCCACGCGCCGGGCCCGGGUGGGAGUGGCUGCCGUUGGGAACCGGCUGUACGCCGUGGGCGGCUAUGACGGGACCUCAGACCUGGCCACUGUGGAGUCGUACGACCCCGUGACCAACACGUGGCAACCCGAAGUGUCCAUGGGCACGAGGCGGAGCUGCCUGGGCGUGGCCACCCUGCACGGGCUCCUGUAUGCAGCAGGUGGCUAUGACGGGGCCUCCUGCCUCAACAGGCUCCCACACCCAGCAGGAGCACCAAGGUCCAUUGGCUUCCUGCAGAUGGGAACCUGUAUGCCGUGGGCGGUUACGACAGCUCGUCACACCUGGCCACCGUGGAGAACAGGUGCUGUGCCCGCCCCAGGUGAACGCCUGGACCCCCGUGGCCUCCAUGCUGAGCAGGCGCAGCUCGGCGGGCGUGGCUGUGCUGGAGGGAGCCCUGUACGUGGCGGGGGGCAACGACGGCACCAGCUGCCUCAACUCGGUAGAGAGGUACAGCCCCAAGGCCGCAGCCUGGGAGAGCGUGGCGCCCAUGAGCAUCCGCAGGAGCACGCACGACCUGGUGGCCAUGGACGGCUGGCUGUACGCCGUAGGGGGCAACGACGGCAGCUCCAGCCUCAACUCCAUCGAGAAGUACAACCCCCGGGCCAACAAGUGGGUGGCCGCGUCCUGCAUGUUCACCCGGCGCAGCAGUGUGGGCGUGGCCGUGCUGGAGCUGCUCAACUUCCCGCCCCCGUCCUCACCCACGCUGUCUGUGUCCUCCACCAGCCUCUGAGCCCCGGCGCCCCGCACGGAGGCCUCCCACGUGCCUUACGCCCCCUCUCCCGGCCCCCCGCGCCGUCUGUCAGUGUCUCGGUGUUCAUCUCUGUGUGUGCCGUUUAUUUAUUGGUUAUUUAUUGGUUUAUUAUUUAUUUGCGGAUGAGCCGUUUGUUUACUUUUAAAGCGUCGCCGUCCUUUGGGUCUGGGGACCGAACCACCCUGGGUGACCUCCUGAGAGCCUAUGCUGGGGGGAGGGCCAACCCUGGCCUGCUCUGCACACCGCCUGCUCCUGGCCCUGGGGUGCCGUCCCCAUGUCCUGGGUCUCGUGCCAGGCUGGGCACACAGAUCCUACACAGCAAUACAGCCGAUGUGGACAAUAAACGUGUUUCUGGGGCUCCAUGGACUUGCGGCUGAGUGUCCAUCCCUGGCCCCCUCUGUCCCCAUGUCCUGCUCUGUGGGUGGGGUGCAGUGGGCUGUGAGGCCCCAGUGGCUGGCCGCCCACGCCCAGGCCUGGGUGCAGCUGCCUGCGCAGAGUGGGCCCCAGCUCACCCUUACAUCCUGGGCACCUUUGGGAUAUGGAUUGCAGCCUGGGGUUGGGGGCGGGGGGACAGGUCCUGGUUUCCCCUCCCCUCCCUGCUGCUAGCACACCCUAACCCUAUCUCCCCUCAGCAG